Molecule: messenger RNA, 5660 nt
Organism: Sapajus apella (tufted capuchin)
Lineage: Eukaryota; Metazoa; Chordata; Mammalia; Primates; Cebidae
Product: BTB/POZ domain-containing protein 9-like
Exons: 4
Coding region: 904-1806 (300 amino acids)
Biological process (GO): adult locomotory behavior; circadian behavior; modulation of chemical synaptic transmission
Molecular function (GO): protein binding
Source: RefSeq, a predicted model, not a curated record
GCCUCCAGGGUAUCUGUGACUACAGGCGCGCUCGUGCCACCAUACCCGUCUAGUUUUUGUCUUUUUUGUAGAGACGGGGUUUCACUAUGUUGCCCAGGCUGGUCUCGAACUCCUGAGCUCAAGCGAUCCACUCACCUCGGCCUCCCAAAAGUGCUGGGAUUAGAGGCGUGAGCCACCAAGUCAAAUGGGCUUUAUACUUACAAAAUACCUUUGCAGGCUUAUUUCAUUUUCACCUCACAACUCUCCAGCGUAGGCUGGACCGGUAUUAUCAUGGCCUUUUACUGAAAGAGGAAACUGAGAGUCAAGGUUGGGGCAGUUAACAAGCGUCACUUAGCAGCCUCGACAUUAACCACGCUCUCAGCCCCUUUUGGUCCUACUCCUAAGAGAACCUUCCUGCACCUCCAAGAACUUGCCGAUCGGGUCUGUGGCGGUCUGGACGAGGUCACUCCAUAGGCGCCCAGAACCUUCCCAUCCGUAGUGACGCGCGCCGGUGACGCCAUACAGUGACGUAUGGUGACGCGACUUACCGGGAGCCAGGUGCCGGCAGGGCAGCCACACCCUGGGGCCCCCUGCUCUCUAGGCGCAGAGGGCCAGGCCGGUGCGGAAAAGCCGCAGAAGCCGCUUCUGGCUACCUUCCAGGCCUGCACCCCCGGACCCAGCAGCCGGCUGUCGAUCGGUUGCUAAGUGACGCCAGCGCGCAGUGGCGCGUGCGCGGCCACGGCGGAGUGCGUGAGGGCGGACGCGCGCCGCGACGGCGGCGGCGGCGAGGACGGCGGCCACGGUAGCGGCCAAGGGGGCGGUGGCAAAGAGCGGGGUGCGGAGCGGGCGGAAGAGGCGUCUGUGCCGGCGGCUAGGUCGCAGAGGAACAUCGUUGGGAUCAACGACUAUCGUCUAUUCCACAAGAUGAGUAACAGCCACCCUCUUCGCCCCUUUACUGCAGUGGGGGAAAUUGAUCAUGUGCACAUUUUGUCUGAACAUAUCGGUGCCUUGUUGAUUGGGGAAGAAUAUGGCGACGUCACAUUUGUUGUGGAAAAGAAACGUUUUCCUGCCCACAGGGUGAUUUUAGCAGCCAGGUGCCAAUAUUUUCGAGCAUUAUUGUAUGGCGGAAUGCGAGAGUCUCAGCCUGAAGCAGAAAUUCCUCUCCAAGACACCACUGCAGAAGCAUUCACAAUGCUACUCAAGUAUAUCUACACAGGGCGGGCAACGCUGACUGAUGAGAAGGAGGAGGUGCUGCUGGACUUUUUAAGCCUGGCUCAUAAAUAUGGAUUUCCAGAGCUAGAGGAUUCUACUUCCGAGUAUCUCUGCACCAUACUUAACAUUCAGAAUGUCUGUAUGACUUUUGAUGUUGCCAGUCUGUACUCACUUCCCAAGUUAACUUGUAUGUGCUGCAUGUUUAUGGACAGGAAUGCUCAGGAGGUGCUCUCAAGUGAAGGUUUCCUCUCCCUUUCUAAGACAGCACUUUUAAACAUCGUGUUAAGAGAUUCAUUUGCAGCUCCCGAAAAAGAUAUUUUCCUAGCCUUACUAAACUGGUGUAAGCAUAAUUCAAAGGAGAAUCAUGCUGAAAUCAUGCAGGCUGUGCGUUUACCUCUCAUGAGCCUCACUGAACUUCUGAAUGUUGUGAGGCCUUCGGGACUGUUGUCUCCUGAUGCCAUUCUGGAUGCCAUUAAAGUGCGAUCGGAGAGCCGGGAUAUGGACCUCAAUUACAGAGGCAUGCUCAGUAAGUACCUAUCUAUCCUAAACUCACCAAGAAACUUUAUGUGCCUGUUAUGCUGUUCACAACUACAAAGCUACUACAGAACUGUAUAAUGCAGGUGUACAUGAAAUAUGUACAUUUAUAAACAGCUAGCUUUGCUUCCUGUGGAAUGUCUUUUCCUGUCAUUUUCCUGUCAAUUCCUCCUGAGAUUGAUUAGCCUUUAUAGACCCUAAAAUAGAUAUUUCUUUCCAUUUCUGGACAGAUUUCUCAACUGCUCCCCCAGAAUGUCAGAAAUAGACACUUUCCUAAAAAGCUGCUUCUCAUGUUAAGACCUUUUCUUCCUUCUUCCAUCAGGUAAAUACUGAGUACGUGAUGCGUACUUAUUAUUUUGGGUACCAUGAACAUGGAGAUUCUUUUUUUAUUUUUUUUUUUUUGAGAUGGAAUUUCACUCUUGUUACCCAGGCUGGAGUGCAAUGGCGCAAUCUUAGCUCACUGCAAUCCUUGCCUCCAGGUUCAAGCAAUUCUCCUGCCUCAGCCUCCCAAGUAGCUGGCAUUACAGGUGCCUGCCACCAUGCUCGGCUAUUUUUGAGUCUGGCUUAUAAAUAUGGAUUUCCAGAGCUAGGGGAUUCUACCUCUGAGUAUGUCUGCACCAUACUUAAUAUUCAGAAUGUCUGUGUGACAUUUGUAUAAUAGCUUUUGUCUGCAUAAUAGCUAACACUUAUGUAGUAUUUCCAAUACUUACCAUCACUUAAGUGGUAAUUUUUCUUAUUAACGAAUUCAUAGCAGUUAACACUUACAGAGUGCAUAGUAUGUAUCAAGAACAGGUCCUACAUGACCAUUUAAUUCUCACAACUCUUUGAGGUAUAUACUGUCAUUGCCUCCAUUUUACAAACUGAAACAGAGAAAUUAAGUAACUGCUCAAGGUCACACAGAAAGAUGGCAGAGAUGAGAGUCAAACCUAUGUACUUUGACCCCAGAAGCUGUGUAAUUAACUGCUAAACUAUGCUGCAUAAUUGUUACAUAUAGUCUCUGCUUUUGAUCCUUUUAAUUUCAUUGUGGAAAUAAGACAUAAACUCCUUUGAAAAGUUAAAUACAACAAUAUUCAAGGGAGUACAUGUUAUAGAACUUCAGAAGAAGAAAUGGCUUGGAAUGAUUGAGGGAGAUUUCAUGGAGGUUAUGAAGCUUGAGUUGAGCCUUGACAUUUGAUUCAAAUAGUGUAAGAGUUGGGUGAAUUUCAGAUGGAAAGAAUCAUGAAGUUAAUAGACAGAGGUUAGAGUAUUUGAAGAGACCAUAAAUAGAAGAGCUUGAUUAGAGUAGAAGGCUUUUAUUGAUUAGUAGAAAAGAAACUGUUUGAAGGUCAGCUUAGGCUAGUUUAUGGAAGUCUUUGAAACUAGAUUGGAAUCUCCUUAUAUGCAGUGUGGAACCAAUUUGAGAGAGGAAGAGUGGUAUGCAUACAGUGGUGGUUUUGAAAAACUGAUUCAUAGUGCUGUAUUUGAGGAUUUAGAAUAGGUAGGGGGAAACUGAUUCAGGGAGACCAGUGAGGAGGGUAUUUAAUCUGUGCACAAUUGAUACUACCUUAAACCAGAUUGGUGGCAGGGAAAUUGAAAAGAAUGGAUGAUUAGAAUGGUUAUUAUGGAAAAAAAUAGAACUUGGUGAUUCAAGUGAUUUAAAUUUGGGAAUUAAAUUUAGGAGAGAGUUACCAUUUGUUAUCACAUCUAAGAAGUCAGAAAUUCUCAGGCACCAUUAUCUUAUGUUCCACUAAGGAAAGAAACAAUACUCCAAUUAACUGUGACACACUGUGAUGUCUACAUCGCAAUUUCAGAAAUUUUAAAAAUUGAUCACCAAGUGUGUCUUAGUAAUGAAAUACUGUACAGUACUUCUUUGAAGAAGAUGCUGAGCUUGUUUUAGAUUGAGUUUGAGGGUUUUGGGGACAUGCAAGUUGUAAGUUCUGUCCUGUGCUAGUCAUUUUCCUGAGUGUUCUCUUCUUGACUAUGCCUUUGAACACUCUCUGGAAAUACUUAUUGAUCUUAAAUAGAUGUCCUUAACAGACCUCUCUCCUGACUUAUCAGGUGUAGAUUUCUUUUCACUGAUUAUAGAAGAAAAAACAUAAGUUUUGGCACAGACACAUUUGACCUCAAAUCCUGAAUUAGUCACUUACUAGUUAUAUGAUCUGGUAUUAAAUUAUUUAAAGAGUUUUACCUUUUAUUUUAUAUCUUCUAGUAUUGUUAUGAGACUUAAUUGAAAUAAUGUGUGCAAAUAAUUGUGUAUAAGCUCCGUAUAGGAAACCAUUGUUACCAUAUGUCAUUUUGAUGUGUUUUUUUCUUUUCUCUGUACAUCUGUGUGAGAAUUACCACAUUGAUCACAUUGUUUUAAACAUUUUUGUUUACUUGUCUUUGAUCCAUGAAGGCAGAGGUGAUCGUUGUAGGCCUUAUUGAUCUCUAUAUCCUCAACAUUUAACUCACUUAAUAGCAUAUAACGGGUACUUGGUGAAUGCUUAGGGAAUGAAUGCAGGGAGAAAUGUCUAAUACGAAGUGGGAACACAUUACUGUUUAGGAAGCAGUCAGAUCUGGUGAUAACCUGAGUUAGAGUAUAGGGAAAGAAGUAAAAAUCUAAGUCUGAGACUUGGAGAAAACCUAUAGUUAGGGGUCUUAAGGUAGAGAAGGAAGAAGGAAGACAUUUGGGACUGAAGAGAGUUACAGAGGACAACCAGAGGAGAGAGCUUUCAUAUGGAUUCAGUGGUCAGUGGUCUCAUGAUGGGGAGGUCAAGAAAAUUCAGAGACAACUUUUGUAUCUAAAUUGCCAUUAGUUGGUAAGUGAUCUGGACAGAAGACUGGCUUCCAGGGAACUAGGCCACGAAUGUUUGGAAACAUAAUAGAGAUAACAUAUACUGCCUCUCUGAUUUGUGAAUUGGAUUGAAAGGUAGUAAAAAAAAUAGUAUGGUAGCUAGAGAGAUCAGGCUGGGAGAGUCCAGAAAGAAAUCAGAGGUGCUGGAGAAUGGUAUGAGUUAAGGGUCAGCUUUGGAUAAAGUGUGGGAGGAUGGCAAGUGAAGAGGUAGUAAGAUGAGUAAUUAGUGUUAGGCUUUUCAAAUUCUCAUGUUGGAUCCUGUCUUAUAUAAGUUCGUUUCCCUCACUUGCCCUAUAUUGGAUUUGAAGUGCUGAAAAGGCCUAGAACUGGAUUCACUAUAGGGACAGUCUUGGAACGUGUUUGCAGGAGUGAGGAUUUGUUUUGGACAUUUCACAUGGUUACUGGUAGCUUGGAAUGAUCAACCGGUCAGUAUAAGGGUAGUACCUGGGUUAUAAGAAACUCAUGAGAUUAGUUGUGAAAGAGAGAAGUUAGCCAGAUGAGGCACCUGGUUCUGGAAUGAUACGUACUCUGAGAUUGUUGUUCAUCAGUGUUAAAUUCUUCACUUUGGAGUAAAUGAGGGGAAGCUCAAGGAAGAGGUUAUGUAAAUAUUUGGGAAUCCUUUAUCUCACUUGUAAACUUGAGUAAUGAUUAAGUAACAGUCUGUUUUUCCUGACUUUUAAAGCAUAUGAAUAAUAAAAUCAAUAAUAUAAAUACAAGGAAGCAUAACACUUUCCUGUCAGACCUGCAAAAAUAGUUUUUUAAAAUUCAACCAUCUUUAUUAAUCUAUCAGUGUUACAUUUUAUACAUAACAUCCAGUUGUAUUCUCAAAGGGCUACUUUAGUACAACAUCUUAAUAUGAGAAAGCCAAGGAAGAUGGCCAAACCUCACACUAGCAUUUUAAUAUCCUCUGGACAAGGGAAGCUAGAAAGUCAGUCACUUUACACACAUGUAAGAGUAGUGUUCCAAAAUAAGUAAGAAGCUGCUACAUUUUUAAGCAGGGAGGAAAAAACUUUCAUUUUGGUCUUUGUGUUUCAGCAAAUUAUACUUUCAAUUAACAGCAACAAAGAUACCAUAAAAAAUGCUUUGCUUUUAAAAUUUCUGAACUUCAGUACAAAUUAAAAUA